AUGGCUGCUACGCUAUCGUUCCGCUGGCUAGAAAUCUUAGAAAAAGAGUUUGACAAGGCCUUUGUUGAUUUGGAUAUGCUUUUAGGAGAAAUCGACCCUGACCAAUGUGAGAUUACAUUUGAGGGACGUCAGAAAAUGACCUGCUUGAGUACUGCGUUCGCACAGCUUUGUCAUAAAGCACAAACGAUUUUUCAGAGCAAUGCAAAGCUAGAGGCUCAGCUCUUGGAUAUGAGGUCCGACAGAAUUGAGCUGCAGGCAGCCAAAGCUGUUGCUGAGCAGGAGCUGCACACACUCUUGCUUCAGCUGCAUUCAUCACAACUUGAAGUUCAUGAGCUGAGAGGACUGGAUGUUGAUUCUCAGGAAAUUAAAAAGAAAUUGGAAUCAGAACUUCUUAGCAGGCAAAAAACAGCUAUGGAAGUUGCCAGGCUUGAGGCUGAGGUGAAAAUGUAUGCCAGAGACAACCAUGAGUUAAGGCAGUACAUACUGGCACUACAGAGUGAGGUCUAUGGGGCCAGACUGGCUGCUAAGUACCUGGACAAGGAGCUGGCUGGCAG
Messenger RNA from Candidula unifasciata, 554 nucleotides. NCBI's taxonomy places the organism in Eukaryota, Metazoa, Mollusca, Gastropoda, Stylommatophora, Geomitridae. The record is from the annotation of a GenBank genome assembly.